Molecule: messenger RNA, 621 nt
Organism: Capsicum annuum
Lineage: Eukaryota; Viridiplantae; Streptophyta; Magnoliopsida; Solanales; Solanaceae
Product: phospholipase A(1) DAD1, chloroplastic-like
Exons: 1
Coding region: 1-621 (206 amino acids)
Biological process (GO): lipid metabolic process
Molecular function (GO): glycerophospholipase activity
Source: RefSeq, a predicted model, not a curated record
AUGGCACCCGAAAAUUACGAUCAACCAAUGGUACAAAGUGGAUUCUUGAGCUUGUACACAACAAACACCCAACGUGACCAAAGUUUGCAAGACACAAUUAGAGAACAAAUUGGCAACAUUCUUGAUAAAUAUAGUGAUGAACCUUUAAGUAUAACUGUGACAGGACAUAGUCUUGGUGCUGCCCUAGCAACAUUAACAGCAUAUGAUAUUACUAACAAAUUUAGUGAUGCACCUAUAGUAACUGUUGUAUCAUUUGGAGGGCCUAGAGUUGGCAACAAAAGUUUUCGAUGCCAAUUGGAGAAAAGUGGUACAAAUGUUCUCCGCAUUGUCAACUCCGAUGAUCCAAUCACAAAAGUUCCGGGAUUUGUGAUCGAUGACGAUGUCGAUGACGUGGAAGAAAGAGGGACUUCCCACGUGGCGGCCGGCGGGGGGAUGCCUAGCUGGCUACAAAAGUGCAUGGAGGAUACCCAAUGGGUGUAUGCUGAGGUAGGGAAAGAACUAAGACUAAGUAGUAAAGAUUUAUGUCCACAAAUUAGCAAAGGGGACGUCGCCACGUGUCACGAUCUGAAGACAUAUCUACACUUGUUGAACAAUUUUGACAAUAGUGAAACUUUAGUUUGA